Molecule: messenger RNA, 1770 nt
Organism: Lotus japonicus
Lineage: Eukaryota; Viridiplantae; Streptophyta; Magnoliopsida; Fabales; Fabaceae
Product: dihydroflavonol 4-reductase-like
Exons: 7
Coding region: 323-1243 (306 amino acids)
Biological process (GO): anthocyanin-containing compound biosynthetic process
Molecular function (GO): dihydroflavanol 4-reductase activity
Source: RefSeq, a predicted model, not a curated record
UGACACAAACAUCUAAUCAAAAUUCAUUAGGAUUAAAGUACUUGUAAAUAUUUGCUGCAAAAAAUAAGGCGAAAAGCGGCGGUUUAUAAACCUUAUCCUCUACCUGCUUUACCCAUUGACACUCACCUGUUCAGCAGCAUCUUCAUCACUUUGUUCCUCAACCCAUCAGAAGUUCUCGUCGAGGGCAUCAAUGCCAGCAAAGUUGAUCUCUGAGUCAAGCUGCGCGACCUUGGCGAGUUGAGCUCCUCCGGCUUGAAUGGGGUGAUGAAGUAGCUCGGCGGUGCGGUGGAGGAACCAUAAAACAGAGAAGAGAAUUGAAAGCAUGGGUUCGGCAGCCAAAACAGUUUGUGUUACGGGGAGUACCGGUUUCAUCGGGUCAUGGCUUGUCAUGAGACUCAUGGAGCGCGGCUACAUGGUUCGAGCCACCGUACAACGCGACCCAGAAAACAUGAAGAAGGUGAAGCAUUUGCUGGAACUGCCUGGUGCAAAGACCAACCUUACUAUUUGGAACGCCGAUCUUACUGAAGAGGGAAGCUUUGAUGAAGCCAUCAAUGGGUGCUCCGGAGUUUUCCAUUUGGCCACCCCCAUGGACUUUAAUUCCAAGGAUCCUGAGAAUGAAGUGAUCAAGCCUACCAUAAACGGGGUGCUAGACAUCAUGAAAGCAUGCCAGAAGGCUAAAACUGUACGGAGGCUGGUUUUCACAUCCUCCGCAGGUACCCUCGACGCUGUAGAGCACCAAAAACAAAUGUUUGAUGAAAGCUGCUGGAGUGACGUUGAGUUCUGCCGGAGAGUAAAGAUGACUGGUUGGAUGUAUUUUGUUUCAAAGACACUGGCAGAGCAAGAAGCAUGGAAAUUUGCCAAAGAGCAUGACAUUGACUUCAUUACAACCAUUCCAUCCCUUGUUGUUGGUUCCUUUCUAAUGCCAACAAUGCCACCUAGCCUAAUCACCGCUCUUUCUCCCAUCACCGGAAACGAGGCCCAUUAUUCGAUCAUAAAGCAAGGCCAAUUUGUCCAUUUGGAUGAUCUUUGUCUAGCCCAUAUUUUCCUGUUUGAGCACCCUGAAUCAGAAGGAAGGUAUAUCUUGUCUGCAUCUGAGGCUACUAUCCAUGACAUUGCAAAGUUAAUUAACUCAAAGUAUCCAGAGUACAAUGUCCCCACUAAAAUAUUCCAGAUGAAUUGGAGCUUGUCAGAUUUUCAUCAAAGAAGAUCAAAGAAAUGGGGUUCGAAUUUAAAUACAGCUUAGAGGAUAUGUACACUGGAGCAAUUGACACAUGCAAGGAAAAAGGGCUUCUUCUUAAAGCUGCAGAAAAUCCAAGCAAUGGCAUAACAGAGAAAUAAACUGGCCUUGUUUAUAUCUUUGUGUCUGUGAUGUGUGAUAUGGCUAUGGAUCCUCCAUUACCUAUUAUGUUUCUUGAUUAGGAUUUAUUUUCUUGAUUAGUUAAAAGAUGUCUACUUAACAAGAUGAUAUUUAUAGUGGUUGCUCAUCGGAUUGGAUUUUAGAACUUCAAGUAAAAUCAGAAAGGAACCAACAACAAGGGAUUUUAUAUAGUGGUUUCCUAUGGUGGCUGUGGAGCUUUUUUCCUACAGGCGUUCGAACAGCCUACUCUUUUAGUGGCAUCAAGGCAUGGAGGAAGUUUUGGCUUGGUGGCGAAAGGGAUUUUCUCCUCUAGCUGUAUUUGCAUUUUCUUUUUUUGUUGUUUUUAUUGUGCGUGUUUAAUCUUUUGUUGAGAGGACAGAGGACUUGUAUAUAUCUCCUUUUAAUUUAUAAAA